AGGAUGUCCGGCGCUAACUUCCGCCUCGCCCUCCGAGCCUGGAGUCAAGAAGCUGGCCCGCUCCGUCGGUCGCAGGCGCUACUCCUGGGACGCCUGCUCGACUCCCGAGUCGUCUCCAAUUGGCCGUCGGAGGAACGGAAGCCGAAGAGGAGCAGUGAACCCGGAAGUGCUUCGCAGCGGAGGCCCGGGCGACUCUUUUGAAUGGAAUCGGGCUGAUUCAUCGCCGGUUCGCCUAGCCAGAGCCGGGCCCAGUCCGAGCUGCUGCUGUCGUUGUCGCCACCGCCGCGUCAUCGCUCCUGGAAGACAAGGGUCCAGACCGCGACCUCCCGCUCCGCCCGCCUUCAGGAGAGAGAGAGAGCGGAAAAAAAGCCUUGGGAAAAAUUAUACCUGCCGAUAUUAACAAGAGCUUGAAUUAAGAAAUUUUUCAAACUCAGCAAAUUGAAGCUUAAUACCACAAUAGCUGUAGCUACUGACCAGAAAUAUGGACAGACUUCUUAGACUUGGAGGAGGUAUGCCUGGACUGGGCCAGGGGCCACCUACAGAUGCUCCUGCAGUGGACACAGCAGAACAAGUCUAUAUCUCUUCCCUGGCACUGUUAAAAAUGUUAAAACAUGGUCGAGCUGGAGUUCCAAUGGAAGUUAUGGGUCUUAUGCUUGGAGAAUUUGUGGAUGAUUACACCGUCAGAGUGAUUGAUGUGUUUGCUAUGCCACAAUCAGGAACAGGCGUCAGUGUGGAGGCAGUUGAUCCAGUGUUCCAAGCUAAAAUGUUGGAUAUGUUGAAGCAGACAGGAAGGCCUGAGAUGGUUGUUGGUUGGUAUCACAGUCACCCUGGCUUUGGUUGUUGGCUUUCUGGUGUGGAUAUCAACACUCAGCAGAGCUUUGAAGCCUUGUCGGAGAGAGCUGUGGCAGUGGUUGUGGAUCCCAUUCAGAGUGUAAAAGGAAAGGUUGUUAUUGAUGCCUUCAGAUUGAUCAAUGCCAAUAUGAUGGUCUUAGGACAUGAACCAAGACAAACAACCUCAAAUCUGGGUCACCUAAACAAGCCGUCUAUUCAGGCAUUAAUUCAUGGACUAAACAGACAUUAUUACUCCAUUACUAUUAACUAUCGGAAAAAUGAAUUGGAACAGAAGAUGUUAUUAAAUUUGCAUAAGAAGAGUUGGAUGGAAGGUUUGACACUUCAGGACUACAGUGAACACUGUAAACAUAAUGAAUCAGUGGUAAAAGAGAUGUUGGAAUUAGCAAAAAAUUACAAUAAGGCUGUAGAAGAAGAAGAUAAGAUGACCCCUGAACAACUGGCAAUAAAGAAUGUUGGCAAGCAGGACCCCAAACGUCAUUUGGAGGAACAUGUGGAUGUACUUAUGACUUCAAAUAUUGUCCAGUGUUUAGCAGCUAUGUUGGAUACUGUUGUAUUUAAAUAAAGUAAUGGAAAAAGCUUUUAGUGAUACUUUCAGUGUAUAGUCCUCUGUUGUUCCUAAUGCUCAAAAUCAAGGGACCUCUGAAGGUGCAUUUGGCUAAAAGUAAGACAUCUGGCAUCAUUUGCAGCACUGUAACACCUUCACUCUCCAUUGUGCAAUUACUUCUAUUCCUUUAGUCAGGGUCUUUGCAGAUUCCAAAGUUGUAUAAGAAUACAUCAAAGUGGACAAAUUUUGUUAAGAUCCCGUUUAAUAUUUGAAGAAAUCAGUAACACAAAUAUAUUUUGAUUGUUGCUUACAAAAUAAAAUACAUUUACAG
Molecule: messenger RNA, 1727 nt
Organism: Budorcas taxicolor (takin)
Lineage: Eukaryota; Metazoa; Chordata; Mammalia; Artiodactyla; Bovidae
Gene: PSMD14
Product: proteasome 26S subunit, non-ATPase 14
Exons: 12
Coding region: 482-1414 (310 amino acids)
Biological process (GO): proteasome-mediated ubiquitin-dependent protein catabolic process; protein deubiquitination
Cellular component (GO): proteasome regulatory particle, lid subcomplex
Molecular function (GO): proteasome binding; metallopeptidase activity; protein binding
Source: RefSeq, a predicted model, not a curated record